AUGAGCUCUGCAACUGGUAUGCGAAAGCUAUGGUCGUUUGUUCGCGAGACAUCUGCUUAUUUCUCCCGAGGACAUGCUGUGUUCGACGACUGGACAGCCCACGACAACGGCGGUGUCGCUGAUUCUCUCAUAGCUCUUGCUGCGAAGAGUAAAUUGGUUCAGCGAAAAAUGCAGGAUAUACACUCACUUGUACCCAAGCAGGGAAUUAUCGCGGAAAAAAAUUGA
Messenger RNA from Cooperia oncophora, 225 nucleotides. The record is from the annotation of a GenBank genome assembly. Lineage: Eukaryota; Metazoa; Nematoda; Chromadorea; Rhabditida; Trichostrongylidae.